Molecule: messenger RNA, 4533 nt
Organism: Saccharomyces mikatae IFO 1815
Lineage: Eukaryota; Fungi; Ascomycota; Saccharomycetes; Saccharomycetales; Saccharomycetaceae
Gene: PDR5
Product: ATP-binding cassette multidrug transporter PDR5
Exons: 1
Coding region: 1-4533 (1510 amino acids)
Biological process (GO): xenobiotic detoxification by transmembrane export across the plasma membrane
Cellular component (GO): membrane
Molecular function (GO): ATP binding; ABC-type transporter activity; ATP hydrolysis activity
Source: RefSeq, a predicted model, not a curated record
AUGCCCGAGGCCAAGCUCCCCAAUAACGUCGAUGAUGUUACCAGCUGCUCCUCCGCCUCUUCUGCUGAAAGUGCCGCUGACUUGCACAACUACAAUGGGUUCGAUGAACAUACAAAAGCUCGUAUUCAAAAACUAGCAAGAACUUUGACCACAGAAAGUAUGCAAAACUCAACACAAUCGGUGUCUAAUAAGAAUGAAGCUCAAUCCAUCUUCUCCAGCAGUGUGAAAGGUGUUAACCCAAUAUUUUCCGAUCCUGAAGCUCCAGGCUAUGACCCAAGAUUGGAUCCUAACUCUGAAAAUUUUUCUAGUGCCACCUGGGUUAAAAACAUGGCUCGUCUAAGUGCAGAGGACCCUGACUUCUACAAGCCUUAUUCCUUAGGUUGCGCCUGGAAGAACUUGAGUGCAUCAGGUGCUUCCGCGGAUGUUGCCUAUCAAUCUACCGUUCUUAAUGUUCCUUACAAACUGCUGAAAAGUGGUGUGAGAAUGCUGCAACAGUCCAAGGAAGCAAACAAAUUCCAAAUUCUAAAGCCCAUGGACGGUUGUUUGAAUCCAGGCGAAUUACUGGUGGUUUUAGGUAGACCAGGUUCUGGUUGCACCACUUUGUUGAAAUCUAUCUCUUCAAACACUCACGGUUUUGAUCUUGGUGCUGACACUGAAUUAUCUUACAGUGGUUACUCCGGUGACGAUAUCAGGAAGCAUUUCCGUGGUGAAGUCGUCUACAACGCAGAAGCCGAUAUUCAUCUACCUCAUCUAACAGUCUUCGAAACAUUAGUUACAGUGGCAAGAUUAAAAACGCCCCAAAAUCGUAUCAAGGGCGUCGAUAGAGAAAGCUAUGCAAACCAUUUAGCUGAAGUCGCAAUGGCUACAUACGGUCUAUCACAUACUAGAGACACAAAGGUCGGUAACGAUAUUGUUAGAGGUGUCUCCGGUGGUGAAAGAAAGCGUGUUUCCAUCGCUGAAGUUUCCAUUUGCGGGUCCAAAUUUCAAUGCUGGGAUAACGCUACAAGAGGGUUGGAUUCGGCCACCGCUUUAGAAUUUAUUCGUGCCCUGAAGACUCAAGCUGAUAUUUCUAAUACAUCUGCUACUGUCGCUAUCUACCAAUGUUCUCAAGACGCAUACAAUCUAUUUAACAAAGUAUGUGUCUUAGAUGAUGGAUAUCAGAUUUACUAUGGCCCAGGUGAUAAAGCCAAGAAAUAUUUUGAAGAUAUGGGAUAUGUGUGCCCAAAGAGACAAACAACCGCUGACUUUUUGACCUCUGUCACAAGUCCUUCAGAAAGAGUACUAAACAAUGACAUGCUGAAACGAGGCAUUCGUAUUCCACAAACUCCAAAAGAAAUGAAUGAUUACUGGAUAAAAUCUCAAAACUACAAGGAUUUAAUGAAAGAAGUCGACCAACGUUUGGCAAGUAGUGACGAAGCCACUCGUGAAGCUAUCAGGGAAGCACACAUUGCUAAGCAAUCAAACAAGGCAAGACCUUCUUCUCCUUACACCGUCAACUACAUGAUGCAAGUCAAAUACCUGCUGAUAAGAAAUAUGUGGAGACUGCGAAAUAAUAUUGGAUUUACAUUGUUUAUGAUCCUGGGUAAUUCAAGUAUGGCUUUAAUUUUGGGUUCAAUGUUUUAUAAGAUCAUGAAAAAGGGUGAUACAUCUACAUUUUAUUUCCGUGGAUCUGCCAUGUUUUUUGCUAUCCUGUUUAAUGCGUUUUCCUCCCUAUUAGAAAUUUUCUCUUUGUAUGAAGCCAGACCAAUCACUGAAAAGCAUAGAACAUAUUCGCUAUAUCACCCAAGUGCCGAUGCGUUUGCAUCAGUUCUUUCAGAAAUACCUACGAAAUUAAUCAUCGCUACCUGUUUCAAUAUUAUUUUUUAUUUCCUAGUUGACUUCAGAAGAAAUGCUGGAGUUUUCUUUUUCUACUUAUUAAUUAAUAUUGUAGCAGUUUUCUCUAUGUCCCAUUUGUUUAGAUUUGUUGGUUCGUUAACAAAGACGUUCUCAGAGGCUAUGGUUCCCGCUUCCAUGUUGUUACUGGCACUAGCUAUGUAUACCGGUUUCGCCAUUCCAAAGAAGAAGAUUUUACGUUGGUCCAAAUGGAUUUGGUAUAUCAAUCCUCUGGCUUACUUAUUUGAGUCCCUGUUAAUUAACGAGUUCCAUGAUAGGAAGUUCCCAUGUGCUGAAUAUAUUCCUCGUGGUCCGGCUUAUGCUAACAUAACUGGUACUGAAUCUGUCUGCACUGUUGUUGGAUCCAUUCCUGGCCAAGAUUAUGUUCUGGGUGAUGAUUUUAUCAAGGAAAGUUACCAAUAUUAUCACAAAGACAAAUGGCGUGGUUUCGGUAUAGGUAUGGCUUAUGUUGUUUUCUUCUUCUUUGUUUACCUAUUCUUAUGUGAAUACAAUGAGGGUGCCAAACAGAAGGGUGAAAUCUUAGUUUUCCCACGCAGUAUAAUUAAGAAGAUGAAGAAAAGAGGUGAAUUGAAGGAGAAGAAUGUGAGUGACCCUGAGAACGUUGGCGAACCUAGUGAUUUAUCUAGUGAUAGGAAAAUGUUACAAGAAAGUUCUGAAGAGGAAUCUGACACGUAUGGAGAUGUUGGUUUAUCAAAGUCCGAAGCCAUUUUUCACUGGAGAAACCUAUGUUACGAGGUUCAAAUCAAAACUGAAACAAGACGCAUUUUAAACAAUGUUGAUGGUUGGGUCAAGCCAGGAACAUUAACAGCCUUAAUGGGUGCUUCUGGUGCUGGAAAAACUACUUUGUUGGACUGUUUAGCAGAAAGAGUUACCAUGGGUGUUAUUACUGGUGAUAUUUUUGUUGACGGUAUUCCUCGUGAUAAAUCUUUCCCAAGAUCUAUUGGUUAUUGUCAACAACAAGAUUUGCAUUUGAAAACUGCUACUGUUAGAGAAUCACUAAGAUUCUCUGCUUAUUUACGUCAACCUGCCGAAGUUUCCAUUGAAGAAAAAGAUAGAUACGUUGAGGAAGUUAUCAAGAUUCUGGAAAUGGAAAAAUAUGCUGAUGCAGUUGUCGGAAUUGCAGGUGAAGGUUUAAAUGUUGAACAAAGGAAGAGAUUAACUAUCGGUGUUGAACUGACUGCAAAACCAAAGUUAUUGGUCUUUUUGGAUGAACCAACCUCCGGUUUAGAUUCUCAAACCGCUUGGUCAAUCUGUCAAUUGAUGAAAAAACUAGCAAACCACGGUCAAGCAAUUCUAUGUACUAUCCAUCAACCAUCUGCUAUCCUAAUGCAAGAAUUUGAUCGUUUACUAUUUAUGCAACGUGGUGGUAAGACCGUUUAUUUUGGAGAUUUAGGUGAAGGUUGUAAAACUAUGAUUGAUUACUUCGAAAAUCACGGUGCCCAUAAAUGUCCUGAGAAUGCAAACCCAGCCGAAUGGAUGUUAGAAGUUGUUGGUGCUGCUCCCGGUUCUCAUGCGAGCCAAGAUUAUCACGAAGUUUGGAGGAAUUCUGAAGAGUACAAGGCUAUUCAAUCUGAAUUAGAUUGGAUGGAGAAGGAAUUACCAAAGAAGUGCUCUUUGACUUCCUCUGAAGAGCAACAUGAAUUUUCACAAUCAGUUUCUUAUCAAACAAAAUUGGUCAGUGUCCGUCUGUUCCAACAGUAUUGGAGAUCUCCUGAAUACUUAUGGUCCAAAUUCAUUCUAACUGUUUUCAAUCAAUUAUUCAUCGGUUUUACUUUCUUCAAGGCUGGGACUUCACUACAAGGUUUACAGAAUCAAAUGUUAGCUGUGUUUAUGUUUACGGUUAUUUUCAAUCCUAUUUUGCAACAAUAUCUACCUGCUUUCGUUCAACAAAGAGAUUUAUACGAGGCUAGGGAACGUCCAUCAAGAACCUUUUCUUGGAUAUCGUUCAUUUUUGCUCAAAUUUUAGUGGAAGUUCCAUGGAAUAUAUUAGCAGGUACCAUUGCUUAUUUUAUUUACUACUACCCGAUUGGGUUUUACUCAAAUGCGUCAGCCGCUGGCCAGUUGCAUGAAAGAGGUGCUUUGUUUUGGUUAUUCUCUUGUGCUUUCUACGUUUACGUUGGUUCGAUGGGUCUGCUUGUCAUCUCGUUCAACCAAGUUGCAGAAAGUGCUGCUAAUCUAGCAUCUCUAUUGUUUACUAUGUCAUUAUCUUUCUGCGGUGUUAUGACCACCCCUAGUGCGAUGCCCAGAUUUUGGAUAUUUAUGUACAGAGUAUCACCUUUGACUUACUUCAUACAAGCUCUGCUAGCAGUGGGUGUCGCUAAUGUGGACGUUAAAUGUGCUGAUUACGAAUUGUUGAAAUUCACGCCCUCAUCUGGUAUGACAUGUGGACAAUAUAUGGAACCUUAUUUAGAACUAGCCAAGACUGGUUAUUUGACGGAUGAAAAUGCGACUGACUCUUGUAGUUUCUGCCAAAUCUCCACAACCAACGCUUACUUAGCUAAUGUCAAUUCCUACUACAGCGAGAGAUGGAGAAAUUUCGGUAUUUUCAUUUGUUACAUUGCAUUCAAUUAUAUCGCUGGUGUCUUUUUCUACUGGCUUGCAAGAGUGCCUAAAAAGAACGGCAAGCUUUCCAAAAAGUAA